Daldinia caldariorum is the source of this 1276-nucleotide messenger RNA. RefSeq lists its product as uncharacterized. The coding region runs from base 642 to 1040 and encodes 132 amino acids. Lineage: Eukaryota; Fungi; Ascomycota; Sordariomycetes; Xylariales; Hypoxylaceae. The record is from RefSeq and is a predicted model, not a curated record. The transcript is spliced from 2 exons.
GUGAGUCGUGACCAAGGUUGACUUAGCUGAUUGGGGCUCGAGGUUUGCUAUGCAUUUACUCCAAUCCGACAAAGAAAAGAUCUUCGAUGGGACUCUGAUGUCUUUAUGCUAGGAAUAAAAGAUCGCCAUGGUCUCAUGUUUUUGACUCGGUUUAGUUACCCAUUACAGUGCAAUACAGUAAACCUCGUGUCUACGUCAUGCUGUGACCCUGAUCAAAGUUUAGGAGAUACGUAGAUUGUCGUCUCUGAAAUGGGAAGAAUCUAACUACGAUAAAAGUACCAGGUAGGUAGUAGCUUAACCCCCACAUCCGAAUGUACCAUCAUCACAUUGGUUGGAGUUUUCUAUUGGCACCGUAUGUUCUACAGAGAAGCCCUGAUGUUUAGGAACAGGGAAGCUUUCCUCUCCACGCCUUGAUGAGCUGGUCGGUCAUGCUUUAGCAGGUCCUCGUUUGACAUGGGAUCCCGUCCCUAGGGUAGCUAGGGAGGCGAUAUCAUCUGUUGUUAAAUGGAACGUCUGUCCAUCCCUUUUCUUGAUUGCGAACUUACUUCCCUUUGCCAUCAUUAGCCUCUGGGACUAUCGUGAUCAUUGGAAGUUCGUUAGCUAUUACCGAAAGGAUCAUUGCAAUAACAGACGCAAGUAAGAUGAAGCUGGCUCCGAUAUUGACAGCAGCGGUAACGAUACUCGUUACACAAAUUGAGUACACUAGCGCGAGCUUGAACGCCCGCCAGGUAUCUCUUACGUCGACGGAUACACCAGAACUGACGCCCACCCCGUCCGUAACGUCUACAGACUCUGUAACGUCUACAGAUUCCGUGUCAUCUACGGGAUCGACCUCUUCAGAACCGAAAAUAUCGUCGAGCCCGUUCGCGAGCCUCUCGUCGGUGGGGACGGAGACGCUUACCGGUAUAAGAACUUCGGUGCCUAUCGGCAGCUCUCAGAUCGAGUCUCUGACCACGUCGUCACCGAAUGGAGCCGCUACGCCCGUCAAUUUUGGAGCUGGCGUAUUGGCCGGGUUAAUCGGUGCAGCAGUCGCGCUAUAAGCUACCGCUGAUAGUCAACAGAGUGUGUUUGUCUUGUAUGAUGUACGGUUUACGGUUUACGAUGGGGGAUAGUAAUUUUAGCUAGAAGUCGAACAGGAAUAUUUAUAAAUGUCUAUUUAUGAAUACCUACCUAUUCAUUGGGUAACUAUAGGUAACCAAGGAGUUGGAUGAAUUGUGCUUCUUCAUAAAAGUUAGGUAGAUAAAUGUAUUUCAUAAUGAAUAAUGAAUGCGACAAA